GGGGAGUUUAACCACUAUGACCACAAGUUUGAGUGCCUACCGUGUGCCCUUGGCUGUGACACCUGUUCGGAUCCCUCACCCUGUGUCUUAUCCCUCAACUGGAUCCUCCGCUCUAUCCUACUGGCCGCCUCCGUCCUGAUGGUGUCGUUUUUAUUUGUGCUGGUCUGGUUUACUGUCCACUAUAGGAAUGUAAAGGUUUUAAAGGCUGCAAGUCCUGCCUUAAUGAGGGUCGUCAUACUGGGAGCUUUUUUCCUGUACUGUCCAUCCAUCGUCGGCUACUUCGAGGCCAGCACGGUCACGUGUUGUUUGAAGCUCUGGUUCCGCGAGGUGGGCUUCUCCAUCUCUUAUGGGGCACUCCUGUUGAAGACGUGGCGGAUAUCGGUGGUGUUUCGAGUCAGGUCCGCCCAGCGGGUCAAGAUCUCGGACGCUGACCUCAUCAAGAGACUGGUCAUCAUCGUGCUGGUGUUUGCUGGCUACUUGACCGCUCGAACUGUGGCCGCCAUGCCGUCUGUUGUACAGGGGAGAGACAUCAGCAACUUGAAAGCUUACAUUUGUCACGCCGACUGGUGGGACCAUUCUGCUGCUAUAGCUGAGCUGCUCUUCCUGCUCUGGGGUGUCCGGCUGUGUAUUGUGGUUAGAAAGGCGCCUUCAGAGUUCAACGAGAGCAGGUUUAUCAGCUGGGCCAUCUACAACGAAUUCUUGCUGUCUUUGUUUCUGAAUGUUUCAUUAAUAUUUUUACGGGAACCGUUUCCGACGAACCCUGACCUGAUCUAUCUGGUGCUCUUCAUUCACACCCAGCUGACCACCACGGUGACCCUCGCCUUUCUGUUCGGCUCUAAGUGGUAUCUGGUGUACAAGUACCACGGCAAGAGCCAGGAGCAGACAACUAGCGUCAGCAGGAACUCCAAGUACACCAUGGGGACCCGGCCCCCAAGCAUGACCUCAGCGGCCUUCGGGAGACACGGCUACAGCACGGGCGAGGAAGAGGAGUAUGAGAGCUUCCUGGAGAAGGACAUCCAGGAAGAGUUCCGGCGUCUAUACACACAACUGGAGCUGCUGAGACAGCGGAAUAUGAAAAUAGGCAACAGGCAUUUACAGGUCAAGUUAACCGCUAUGACAGAGGCGGCGCAGAAGGAGGAGACUUUCCAAGGGACCGCCAGAGAGGAGGCGCCCUUUCUGUACCCCACAGCAAACAUGAAUGGCGCCAAGAGAAUCAUCAUCAACCUUGACGACUAUCACCUGACUACAAACGUGUAG
Messenger RNA from Candidula unifasciata, 1257 nucleotides. The record is from the annotation of a GenBank genome assembly. NCBI's taxonomy places the organism in Eukaryota, Metazoa, Mollusca, Gastropoda, Stylommatophora, Geomitridae.